Messenger RNA from Oppia nitens, 482 nucleotides. RefSeq names its product SH3 and cysteine-rich domain-containing protein 3-like. Lineage: Eukaryota; Metazoa; Arthropoda; Arachnida; Sarcoptiformes; Oppiidae. Gene Ontology annotation, cellular component: extrinsic component of cytoplasmic side of plasma membrane. Gene Ontology annotation, biological process: skeletal muscle contraction; positive regulation of voltage-gated calcium channel activity; positive regulation of protein localization to plasma membrane. The transcript has 4 exons. Gene Ontology annotation, molecular function: protein binding. The record is from RefSeq and is a predicted model, not a curated record. The coding region runs from base 24 to 482 and encodes 152 amino acids.
UCCUGUUUGGCAAACAAAACCAUAUGUGUUCUGUUGAUUUGCCCGACAAUAAUGAAAAGUCAAGUGCUUCUCCAUCUCCAUGUCCUUCACCGAAACCUCAAAGACUUUUGCCAACAAAUAUAUUUGUCGUUCUCUAUAACUUCCGGAGUCGACAACAGGACGAAUUGGAUCUCAAGGCUGGUUAUACAGUAACGGUAGUGGACACGACUGACCCGGAUUGGUGGCAGGGAAAGUGUUUGGGCAGAAAAGGUUACUUUCCAUCCAAUUAUGUGACCAAAUUAUUUCCCGGAGAGAAACCACUUCAGGUUUGCCAUACAAUUCAAGUUAAUGACGGAGAGAUUGGUAUCAAACUAAUGCGCGAACAGAUUGUCAUACAGGUGGUCGAGGAAGUGGACGGCAUUAUAAUGAUUAGGACAGGUAUUAAUGACAAAAUAGUUCCCUGUCCUAUUAAAUAUUUACAGGAUAUAUCUUAUAUCAAUUAA